AUGAAGUCUCUUACGGUCAUGGGUCUCGCGGCAUCCCUCACUGGGAUGGCACAGGCUCACACCCUCUUCACUACCUUAUACAUCAACGACGCGAAGCAAGGUGACGGCACCUGCGUGCGCCAGAGCACUGACAUCGACCACGCCAAUUCCCCUGUGGUCGACCUAGGCAGCGACAACAUGGCCUGCAACGUCGGCGGUAACACGCCCGUCAACUUCACGUGUCCGGCGCCCGCCGGUGCGAAGCUCACCUUCGAGUACCGCCAAUACCCGGACAAGGCCCAGCCCGGCUUCAUCGACCCGAGCCACAAGGGUCCCGUGGCCGUGUACGCCAAGAAGCUCGCGAGCCUGGACGACACGGCCUCCGGGCCCGGCUGGUUCAAGCUCUGGGGCGAGGGCUACGACGCCGCCGCGGACCUGUGGGCCACCGAGAAGAUGAUCGCCAACGACGGCCUCCUCUCCAUCGACAUCCCCACGGGCCUGCCGGCGGGCAACUACCUAUUCCGCCCCGAGGUCGUCGCCAUGCACAACACCACGCCCGCCGUGCAGCCGCAGUUCUACGUCGGGUGCGCCCAGGUCUUCAUCGAGAGCUCCGUCACGGCCGACGACCUCGCCGCCGCCGUCCCCGCCAACCAGAGCGUCAGCAUCCCGGACUACCUGCAGGCGGACGACGCGUCCGUGACGUACAACAUCUACGACGACGAGGAGUACGCCGACCCCAAGAUCCCGUUCCCCAUGAUGGGGCCCGUGCCCUGGACCCCGGCCCCCGCGUCCGGGGCCCCGUCGGGUAACGUAGUCAAGCAGUCCGAGGCCGAGGGCGCGAUCCCGGACUCCUGCCUCAUCGUCAACGCCAACUGGUGCGGCGUCGAGGUCCCCGCGUACGCGGACCAGACCGGCUGCUGGGCCGCCGUCGACCAGUGCUGGGCCCAGAACGACGCCUGCUGGGCGCAGGCGCCCGCGUCGGGCGGGCUGAACUGCAAGAUUUGGGCCACCAAGUGCGACGACCUGGAUGCGCACUGCACGGCUAGGGACUGGGAGGGCCCGCCGGCGUUUGGGCUGGUGAGCGGGGAGGUGGCUGCUGCGGCGGAUAUCCCGGCGGCUGUGAAUGCGGGGGAUGAGGAUGGGUCGGGAGCGGGAGGGUUUGCUACUUCGGCUUCUGCCACCGCCAGUGCGACGACGGCGACGGCGUCGGAGACUGCUGCUGGCACCGCUACUGCUACUGUUACGGGCGAGGCAUACCCGAUUGCAGAGACGACUGCAGAGACCGCAGCGGCGUCCUCUUCCACCUCGGCUUCCGCGGACGCUGACUCAACGAGCGUGGUCGCCACGGUGUCGGACGCCGGGAGCUCCUCGACCGGUGCGUUCGGCGCCAGCAGCACGGCUGCUGCCUCGGACACCAGCGCCGCGGCCAAUCCUACUCAUUACUGUGCUGGGCACAAGAAGCGCAGACAUGCUCGUCAACUUGGGCAGUAG
This is a messenger RNA of Anthostomella pinea, 1470 nucleotides long. The record is from the annotation of a GenBank genome assembly. NCBI's taxonomy places the organism in Eukaryota, Fungi, Ascomycota, Sordariomycetes, Xylariales, Xylariaceae.